Cajanus cajan (pigeon pea) is the source of this 682-nucleotide messenger RNA. RefSeq names its product SAUR-like auxin-responsive protein family. Gene Ontology annotation, biological process: response to auxin. The record is from RefSeq and is a predicted model, not a curated record. NCBI's taxonomy places the organism in Eukaryota, Viridiplantae, Streptophyta, Magnoliopsida, Fabales, Fabaceae.
ACACCUUCCCAUCAUCAGUCAUCACACCAACUCUUCUCCUAAAACUCAUUGAGGCAUUCAUCAAACACCUUCCAAAGAUGGCGAAAGUGGGAAAACUCACAAAGCUCAAGUCCGCUAUCAAGAGAUGGCCCUCAUUGACCAAACUCAGCCGCAGUGUCUCUUCCAACAAGGAAAACCCCGCAACAUCCUCUUCUUCCAAGGAACACGAAAACGAUCUUCAUGCUGUCUAUGUCGGCAAGUCUAGGAGGCGCUACCUCGUAAACUCCGAAGUGAUCGACCACCCUGUCUUUCAGGAGCUUGUGGACAGGUCCAGUGGCUGCGACGAUGGGGUGGUGGUUUCGUGCGAGGUAGUGCUGUUCGAGCACUUGUUGUGGAUGCUUGAGGGCGAAGAGACACAGUUGGGAUCCAUGGAUGAGUUGGUCGAGUUCUACUCUUGUGCAUGUUGAUUCACAUGUUGUGCUAUGCUAUCGCUGACACCACUACUUAGUAACUGACUUUAAUUGUUUCUCUCAUGUGGUCACCCUCCGAUGAAAUCAACAUCAUUCGUCGUCACUUUGUUAAUUGCGAUUCAUUCAAUGCUGUAUACAUAUAUAUUCAUGUUAUAUCAAGUGGGUAUUGAUGUAGUUCUUCGUCAUGACUUUGUGAGGUGAAUCUAAUGCUGAUGCAAAUCGCCAUUGUUUCA